AUGAGCAGCGAUUCUCCCUAUUUACUCCCUGUUUCUUCCGUAAAAAAGGAUAGUGAACGCCUUUACAAGUUCACUAUUCUCACUCCGCAUACCUUCCUCCCCCCAGACCAUCCCGAGAAUUUUGAAGAUGACCUCGCGAACGAAUUUGCUAAAUAUCUCUGUAAGAGAGUUCGUGAACUCCUUGGAUCAAGAUCAUAUAUUCCACAAAGGAGUGGAGAAGCUUUCUUGAAUAUGAGGUUUGAUGAAUUUGAGGAGAAGUUCUUGAGACACUCGGAAUAUGCCAUUUUCAUCACCUCAGGGAAAAAUGCAGCUUCAUUGGAUAUCAUCUACCCUCGAAUGCUGGUGUUUCUAACCAUUCGACCAACAUGGAGAAGUCGAGGAAUGGUGGUCUACUUGGGACCCCCUGAGGGACAAAAAGUGUUUGAUCCAAACCUCUUCCUCACAAAGCCUCUCCUCUUCCCACUCAGUCCUGAUGACUGGAUCUCAGCAGAAGAUCAAUGGGAAACACUUUUUGGAAGACUACAGAGUGAGUACUAA
Molecule: messenger RNA, 537 nt
Organism: Rodentolepis nana
Lineage: Eukaryota; Metazoa; Platyhelminthes; Cestoda; Cyclophyllidea; Hymenolepididae
Source: the annotation of a GenBank genome assembly